Molecule: messenger RNA, 3302 nt
Organism: Vollenhovia emeryi
Lineage: Eukaryota; Metazoa; Arthropoda; Insecta; Hymenoptera; Formicidae
Gene: put
Product: activin receptor type-2A
Exons: 10
Coding region: 615-2330 (571 amino acids)
Biological process (GO): activin receptor signaling pathway; protein phosphorylation; cellular response to growth factor stimulus
Cellular component (GO): activin receptor complex; plasma membrane
Molecular function (GO): activin receptor activity; ATP binding; activin binding
Source: RefSeq, a predicted model, not a curated record
CCCCGGGGGAGGGAGAAGAGCGCUAGACUGCCAUAUUAGAAGCAGACCGUGACUUUAGACAUCAAAUGUCUUCUUUCCCGCAGGCUUUAUUCCCACGAUUUCGCGAUAUUAUGUUCCGCCGAGUUGUAUCUUCGUGCCGAUGAUAAGCGUGCGGCCCGCAGGCGUUCUGUGCCCGGCGUGUCGGUCUGUGCGUCCCGCGCGUCCGUCGUACGUUCCACCUAAUUCCGGAGCCCCCCGCCGAAAAUGAGAUACCUUUCUUAAUUUAACUAACCGCGUGUGGGUUAAUUGCGCUGCCAGUGUGCCCGCGUAGCGCGACGAGAGGAAGAGGCGGCCAGAAGUGGGAAAAGGAGCAUGUUUUUUCGCCCGGAGCUUGCGAGGCUGGCGACGAUUUGACUCGGAGGAUGACAUAAAUCUGUGCUGUGCGUUAUUUCUGUAUAAAGGUGGAAGAGGGAAAACAAAGAGAGAGAGAGAGACAGAGAGAAAGAGACGGGGAGGAGAGAGGAAGAGAGAGAGAGAGAGAGAAAGGAAGAGAUGUGUCGGCGGAUAAAUUACUACAAUUUGCUUAAUAGCUAAUAGACUCAAAAUUACUGGUAUGCUUUUACGAUUCGCUCACCAUGUUCGUAUAUGCGACGAUACUGCCUCUCAUCUUCCUGGAAUUAUUAGGAACUAUAUCUGCGAAAGACAUUAAAGGCUCAGCCUUUUGCGAAUUUUACAAUGACACUAUGUGUGCGGAGAACGAACAGGAGUGUUCAGGAAGGGAAGAAUGUGUCCUGCACGAUACGGACAAACGCAAUCACUGUUAUGUGCUAUGGUCAAUCAACAGUACUACUAAAGAAACGAUAAUUAAAUUAAAGGGUUGCUUUUUAGAUAACAAUGACUGUUAUGGCAAGCCACUUUGUGUGGAGAAUAGCAUGGAGAGAAAAAGUGAACUCUUAUUUUGCUGUUGCGAAGGCAAUAUGUGUAACCAAAACUUUUCUUGGGUCCCACAACCAACCACUAAGCCUACAGAACCAUCUGUCAUUCACGAACUUGAGCCUGUGCCCAAUGCAAAGCAGCAAGCAAUAACACUCGCCCUAUUAAUAGCAAUGCCUAUGCUUCUUACGAUAAGCUCCGUUUCUUUUUGGUGGCUCUACCGUCGCCGAAAAGUGGGCUAUUUUAACGAGGUACCGACGCUGGAACCUGUGCCAUUACCACAACCCUCACCUAAUCUAGGCUUACGACCGAUACAACUUCUUGAGAUUAAAGCUCGAGGUCGUUUCGGAGCAGUUUGGAAGGCCCAAUUAAAAAAUGAAGUCGUGGCAGUUAAAGUUUUUCCCAUUCAAGACAAGCAAUCCUGGCAGACUGAACAAGAGAUCUUUAAGCUUGCACAUAUGGAUCACGAGGACAUAUUGCACUUUAUAGGUGUUGAAAAGCGUGGGGAUAAUUUACAAGCUGAAUUUUGGUUAAUUACAGCGUAUCAUGAAAAGGGUUCACUAUGCGAUUACCUAAAAGCAAAUAUUGUGACAUGGUCUGAAAUGUGUAGAAUUGCAGAGUCCAUGGCAAGAGGUUUAAUGCAUCUACAUGAAGAAAUUCCGGCUAACAAGGCAGACGGUUAUAAACCAGCUGUAGCUCAUAGAGAUUUUAAGUCAAAAAAUGUUUUAUUGAAGGCUGACAUGAGUGCCUGUAUAGCAGAUUUCGGCUUGGCACUUAUUUUUCAUCCGGGAAAACCUUGCGGCGAUACACACGGACAGGUUGGAACGCGACGAUACAUGGCACCAGAAGUUUUAGAAGGAGCAAUAAAUUUUACUAGAGAUUCAUUUUUACGAAUUGACAUGUAUGCCUGUGGGUUAGUUCUAUGGGAAUUAGCUUCAAGAUGUACUGUACAAAGUGGACCAAUAGGAGAAUAUCGACUACCUUUUGAGGACCAAGUCGGUCUCCAUCCUACUCUAGAAGACAUGCAAGAGAGCGUUGUCCAUAAAAAAGAGAGGCCGACAAUUUUAGACACUUGGCGCAAACAUUCAGGACUAUCAUCAAUUUGUGAUACAAUGGAAGAAUGUUGGGAUCACGAUGCCGAAGCACGCCUCUCUGCCUCGUGCGUAGUGGAACGAGUUGCUACCCUUGGUAGAGCUCUUGUAUUAAAUUCAUCUACUUUGAUUCGUGUUGAUAAUACCAACGAGAUUAUUACUACCAAGGAAUCUAACGAGACUGCGCCGUUCUGCUCGAGAACAGGGAAGGAAUAUUACGCUCAAGAACAGGAGAGGAAUACGGAGGGUUUAUUUUCAUCCGUACAUGUUUUAUCAACGUUCUUCAGACCAGUAGAUUCUUAUUUGACAAACGAUUUGUAUCUCUAAAUGUUCGAGGAAUAGUUACUGACACUUAAAACGCGCACAAUGUAGAUGCAUACGUAAUAUGUGCCACACUGACAUUCCUCAUUGAUUGUUGGAACCAUGCAGUAACUAUCCCAAUCGCAAAGUAUGCCAAAUAAAAUUCAGCGAAGCAUUUUUCCUGUAAAGCCACAUCACGUAUAUCAUUAUAAAAUGGAUGAUGUAAUCUUAUUACUGGGACUUGAACGUUGGCGUUACUUAUGCCCGAGACGGAGGUUCGUAACAAGUACAAUAGAUUGCUUUAAACGUAUAAUUGAUUUUUCGGAAUUUAAUGCCGUACCAAUUGGUGGUGGCGCUUAAUCGGAAUGUAAAUGACGUGCAGCCGACCUUACUUGUUACUUCUCAGGCAUAAAUAACGGUAAGGUCUCGGGCCCUGUUUAUUACAAAGUACCUGGUAGAUACAAUCGAAUUAAUAGAUUGAAAUUUAUUAAGAUUUUUUGCACGGGAGAGAAGAGAUGUGAGCAUCUUAAUUAAUUUAAAUUUUAUAAAGUGCUAUAUUAUUAAGUGUACUAUUUACUUUACGACGUACAUCGCUAAUCGUAAAUUUUACGUGGCUCUAAUAUCUUUCUCACCUUACUUAUAUUCUGACUAAUAUAUAUUUCAUUUUAUCAAAGCGAUCAGCUUAAUGUUAUAAUUAAUAUAAAUAUAGACUGUCGAAUGCGUUUUAUUUACGAGUAGAGAUAAUUAAUACAUAUGUAAUGCGACAUAACUAAGACAAUGUAGAAUGUAAAUUAUUCAUAUUUACUAGCGGCACGUAUGCCGCAAUUUAUCGAAAGGAGCAAUGAAAUAAGUGUUUUUAUUCUAGAACUCAAAACAACAAUUUCAAUAUAUAAAUCUACUAAAAGACACUAAAACACUAUUGUAGUCUUGUUUUACUGCUCUUAUAUGAAUGCGUUUAUUAUAUAUUGAUAAAAAAAAUAUAAGUAAUCUCUCAGUAAA